CGAACUUCAGUCUGUCGUCUCAUUUGGUGCGUGUGCGGUGCGGAGUUAAGUGCGAGCGAGCCUUUUAAAGCGUUACAGAGCACCGCAGCUCGUUACGUCCAAAUAUUUCCGGCGCGAAAACAAAGAACGGACAUGACGCGGGACGCGAACCUGUCCGGCCGCGGGGCCGACGACGUGGCGACCUUCUUCGCGGGCCGGAGCGCGCUCAUCACGGGGGCCACGGGCUUCAUGGGCAAGGUGCUCGUCGAGAAGCUGCUCCGCGAGUGCCCCGGCCUGGACACGCUGUACGCCGUCAUCCGCCACAAGCGCGGCAAGACCCCCGCCGACCGGCUGGCCGAGUACGUCGGGUCGCAGGCCUUUGACCGUCUGCGCCGCGAGGGCCUGGGCGGCCGCCUGGAGCGGCUGGUGGCCGUGUCCGGCGACGUGUCCUCGCCGGGACUCGGCCUCUCCGGGGACGACGCCGCGCUGCUGGGCGCCAGGGUGUCCGUCGUGUUCCACUGCGCCGCCAACGUGCGCUUCGACCUGACCCUGGCGGAGGCCGUGAGCCUCAACACGGUGGGCACCAGGAACGUGCUGCAGUUCGCCAAGACCAUCCAACGCCUGGACGCGUUCAUCCACGUGUCCACCGCCUACUGCCACUGCGAGGAGGAGGUGCUGGAGGAGCGCACCUACAUGACCGACGCCAACCCCGAGAAGGUCAUCGACAUGGUGCAGUGGGUGAACCCCGCCGCGCUGGCCGACAUCACACCCAAGCUGAUUGGUUCGCUGCCCAACACAUACGCCUACUCGAAGGGCCUCUCGGAGCAGCUCGUCACGUCGUUCAGCGACCAGCUGCCCAUCGGCAUCGCCCGCCCCUCCAUCGUGAUGCCUGCGUGGCAGGAGCCCAUGCCUGGCUGGGUCGACAACCUGAACGGGCCCUCCGGCCUGCUCGUGGCCGCCGCCAAGGGCGUGGUGCGCUCCAUGCACUGCAAGGAGCACUACCUGGCCGACCUCAUGCCCGUCGACAUCGUCAUCAACUCCAUCAUCACCCUGGCCUGGAAGGUCGGCCGAACUCGCCCGACCCAGCCCCUGGUGGUGAACAUCUGCGAGUCCGGCGACAACCCCAUCACGUGGGGCGGCAUGCUGGAGAUGUGCAAGAAGGAGUCGCGGGUGACGCCCUCCGAGGGCGCAGUGUGGUACCCGGACGGCUCCAUCAAGGACUCGCGCUGGCAGCACGUACUGUGCGUCGUGUUCUUCCACUUCCUCCCCGCCUACUUCAUCGACCUCAUGAUGCUGCUCACCGGCAACCGCACCUUCAUGGUCCGCCUGCAGCGCCGGAUACAGGGCGGUCUGCAGAUCCUCCACUACUACACGACCCGGAAGUGGCACUUCCGGAACGACAGCCUGAAAGCUCUCGCAGCCGAGCUCAGCCCGGAGGACCGAAAGCGCUUCCAGAUGGACGUGCGUACCGUAGACUGGCCGACCUACUUCCGGAACUACGUUUCCGGUGUGCGUAACUUUGUGCUCCACGAGGACCCCGACGCCACCAAGGCAGUUCGUCACCACCAGAGGCUGUACGUGCUACACCGGGUGACGGUCACCGCCUUCUACGCCCUGCUGGCCUGGCUGGUGUGGUCUGUCGCCUCCUCCGUUGCCUCCUCCAACCCCAGUCGGUGGUUCAGCGCGUCGCUAGGGGCCAACCCCAUCAGCGCGCCCAUCUAAUACGGAUAGGCUCCUAUCUCUGCUGACGGCGACGAACUACGCGACUUUUUGGUGGGGAGCAAACCUGCCACUCAAAGUCUCCUGGUUUGCCGCCGGUGCCCGGUCGACGUAGCGUGCGGGGCGUACGUCGACGCAGAACGUAAUACUAAGCUUAAAUGCAACGUUACAAGGCAGAUCGAAUGCUAAAGCCUCUGGGGUUGUAUACGCAAAAUAUUUCAUUGUAUUAAGGAGAGGAAUGCCUCCAAGACUUAAACACUCAAAACCACUGAACUUCACGUUAGAUGCGACGAGAAGAGUAAAAGUGGGUCUGCUCAAUGGGGAUUUGCACAUUCUCGUAGUCUUAAACAAUUUUGAUCUUAUUUAAUGUAUUUUUAAUUUAUCAUAAUAUAAUAUGUAAUUUGAUGUAGCAAUUUUAUGUGAUGACGAUGAUGGUGCACGAUGGUGUACAAUUGAUUAAUGUCUGUGAUCAUUGUGUUUAUGUGUUUCGUACAUUUCUUGUAUGCGUAAGAACGUUAUACCUCUCUUGUAAAUAACACCCAUGUUUUUCAAGGCUCGCGCCUCUCUGUGUUAUCCUCCACUCUUGUGUGUAGUUACUGAAAAUGUGGCGGUACCUACGCACCGGCUGACCUCACAACGAAUGUACUGACGUCGUAGGGACUAAUAAAAUCGAGUAUCGAAACAACA
Molecule: messenger RNA, 2385 nt
Organism: Frankliniella occidentalis (western flower thrips)
Lineage: Eukaryota; Metazoa; Arthropoda; Insecta; Thysanoptera; Thripidae
Product: putative fatty acyl-CoA reductase CG5065
Exons: 9
Coding region: 133-1701 (522 amino acids)
Biological process (GO): long-chain fatty-acyl-CoA metabolic process
Cellular component (GO): peroxisome
Molecular function (GO): alcohol-forming very long-chain fatty acyl-CoA reductase (NADP+) activity
Source: RefSeq, a predicted model, not a curated record